UAUCCUCAACUUGCGAAAAUGGCACUUGAUCUACUGACUUGCCCUGCCAUGUCAUCCGACUGUGAGAGGACGUUCUCAACCACCGGAUGGGCCAUGGGGAUACGCCGUUCAAGACUCAAUGGGGACACAGCUGAAGCCAUGGAGUGCCUCCGAAGCUGGGCAAAA
Molecule: messenger RNA, 165 nt
Organism: Aplosporella prunicola CBS 121167
Lineage: Eukaryota; Fungi; Ascomycota; Dothideomycetes; Botryosphaeriales; Aplosporellaceae
Exons: 1
Molecular function (GO): protein dimerization activity
Source: RefSeq, a predicted model, not a curated record